AUGGUUGUAUUCAAAAAAGGGGCUAAAUGGGUUCCAGGGUAUGAGAGCAGCCUUAAUUUUUGGUCGGAUUGUUGGUUGAAUAGUGGCCCCAUCAGUUCUAGCAUUCAUGGCCCCCUCCUUCUUGAUUCGGUCAGCCUCACUUUGAAAGAUCUACGUACUCCUUAUGGUUGGGAUUGGGCUGCCAUUCCUUUUGAUUUUCCCCCAGAGAUUAAAGCUGAGAUUCAAGCGGUUUCAAUGCCGAUCCAAACCUUGCCUAAAAUCCAGAUGUUCAUCUGGAGGUGUAUGCAUAAUAGUGUUGGUGUCAAGGAGUGCUUAGCUAAAAGAGGUAUGUCAUUAGACAUUUUGUGCCCUUUGUGUUUGGAGCAUCCUGAAUCUAUUUCCCACGCUCUCCGUGAUUGUCGCCUUGUGAAACCAAGGAAUCAAGUGGUCUUCAACAACAAAGGUGUCAACCCAAACAUCUCUAACGUGAUUUUUAUGCAAGCCAUGGAGUUUGUGCACUGUGUAACUCAACCAAGGUGCAGGAAUCGAAUGAUAGUCAGACAAAUCAAAUGGGAAAAGCCAGACAUGGGUUGGGUCAAGCUCAAUACUGAUGGGGCUGCGGAUGUUGCUGCAGGGUCGGCUGGAGGAGGAGGGCUAAUUAGGGAUGAUCAAGGCAAUUGGAUCAUAGGGUUCACUAGAAAAAUCGGAAAAGCCAGCAGCUUCUUGGCUGAAACGUGGGCUUUGCGUGAUGGCUUAAUCCUUUGUAAGCAGCUAAAGUUGAAUGCUGUUAUGGUGGAGCUUGAUGCCAAAGCUCUUGUUGAUGCUCUAAAAAAUCCCUCAUAUGCUAAUACUAUAGUUUCCCCGCUUUUUGAUGACUGUAAACAGCUAGCUUCUCAGAUUCCCCACCUCAGUUUCAAGCAUAUCUAUCGCGAAGCUAAUAGAUGUGCGGAUAGAUUAGCUUACUUAGUUAGCUGUCAAUGUUUAGAUUUUAAUUCCUUCUUUUGUCCGCCUGUGGACUUGGUGCCUCUUGUUUUGGCUGAUUGCCAGGGGAUGAUUGUAAACAGGCUUUGUCCUGAUCUUUUGGUUUCUCCUUAG
Molecule: messenger RNA, 1074 nt
Organism: Quercus lobata
Lineage: Eukaryota; Viridiplantae; Streptophyta; Magnoliopsida; Fagales; Fagaceae
Exons: 3
Coding region: 1-1074 (357 amino acids)
Molecular function (GO): RNA-DNA hybrid ribonuclease activity; nucleic acid binding
Source: RefSeq, a predicted model, not a curated record